AUGAGCUUAGACAAUUGGAAGCCGGCGCAAACUUACUACUACGAUUUCAUCGAUCUGUCGGAGAACGAGAUCUCAGGGAGUCCGGCAAGGUUUUUGAACCAGACGGAGUUUCUGGUGGAGUUCAAGGCGGCGGGGAACAAACUCCGAUUUGAUAUGGAGAAGCUGACGUUUUCGAAGACGCUGACAACUCUUGAUUUGUCAAGGAAUUUGGGGUUUGGGAAGGUGCCGGCGACGGUGGCUGGACUGCAGACAUUGAACGUGAGUCAGAACCACCUCUGCGGAAAGCUUCCGGCGACAAAGUUCCCGGCUAGUGCGUUCGCCGGCAACGAUUGUCUUUGCGGGUCUCCGCUUUCUCCUUGUAAAGUUUAG
Microthlaspi erraticum is the source of this 369-nucleotide messenger RNA. The record is from the annotation of a GenBank genome assembly. Lineage: Eukaryota; Viridiplantae; Streptophyta; Magnoliopsida; Brassicales; Brassicaceae.